UUUUCAUUCUGUCAAGUACUGUCAAUAGGAGCGGUCACGCUUCGCAGUCUAACCAAGUACGUCUUGGAAAGAAAACAAAAAAAAAAUGUAAUUUUAAAACUAACAUGAAUAUUAUAAAUGUAGUUACCAGAUUCAGCUUACACGCAUUAGCCUCAUGACCAUUUACUAACACUAAGCACUAACGAGGUACGACGUGCAAAUGGGGGAAGUUGUAAGCUUGUUUUCUGUGAUAAUAAUGAAAUUUAAAUCUAAAUUCAAUGAAAGUAAAAUAUAUUUCCAAUAUGAUCUUCCUUGGGAAAGACUCAAGAGUGUGAAGUGGAUGAAUGAACGUGCUACUUCCAAUAAGGCAUAUGUGCCUACCACGGUGGAGAAUGUAGCAAAUGUCUGUACCCACGCAUUAUGCGUGGCCCCGGCUUCGCUCGGAGCGCGGGAACUUCUCUCCCGCUCCGUGAAUGCGCCCCAGGCCAUCGCAGCUGUAGUGUACGGACUAGCACUGUGUCUUCUCUUCGCAGUAUCCACCACCUUCCAUUCAGUGUGCUGUUGCAAGUCUGAUACUAAAAUGAAACACUUCCUGCACCGAUGUGACCGCGCCAUGAUCUACAUAUUCAUCGCGAGCUCUUACUUCCCGUGGCUGACGGUGGGCACGCUCUCCUGUUGGAUGCUCAGGGAACUGCGCUGGGCUAUCUGGCUGCUGGCCGUACUGGGCAUCACGUACCAACAAAUAUUCCACGAGCGAUACAAGAUGUUGGAGCUGCUACUGUAUCUCGUGAUGGGACUGGGUCCCGCGGCGAUCAUAGUCACGUCAAAUCACCAGUUUCCCGCAAUGUGCGAUCUGAAGCUCGGCGGCAUUCUCUACCUCAUGGGCGUGUUCUUCUUCAAGUCUGACGGGCGGAUACCCUUCGCUCACGCCAUAUGGCACGUGUUCGUCGCCCUCGCAGCCACGGUACACUACCUAGCCAUCUUACGCCAUCUCUUCCCUGAGUUAAAAUCGCAAUGAAUACUGCACGUCCCCUUAGAACAGCGGUCGGGGUUUAAUUUUAAUUAUUACUCCAGAAUAUUUUUGUGUAAGUUGAUGUUUAUUACCUCAUGGCGAAGACCAAAAAAACGAAAUCGCUUCUUUUUAGUAUCUUUCAUAUUAUAGCCCCCAUGAUAAUUUUGAAAAGAAAAGAAUAACAAAAAAAUU
Messenger RNA from Bombyx mandarina (wild silkworm), 1183 nucleotides. Its product is annotated as monocyte to macrophage differentiation factor. Gene Ontology annotation, cellular component: membrane. Lineage: Eukaryota; Metazoa; Arthropoda; Insecta; Lepidoptera; Bombycidae. Gene Ontology annotation, molecular function: pore-forming activity. The record is from RefSeq and is a predicted model, not a curated record.